Messenger RNA from Suillus plorans, 1530 nucleotides. RefSeq lists its product as uncharacterized. Bases 1 to 1530 code for a protein of 509 amino acids. The transcript is spliced from 5 exons. NCBI's taxonomy places the organism in Eukaryota, Fungi, Basidiomycota, Agaricomycetes, Boletales, Suillaceae. Gene Ontology annotation, molecular function: protein binding. The record is from RefSeq and is a predicted model, not a curated record.
AUGGACGGCAGCGAAAUGGGGCUGUUUGGUACGCUGCGGCUGAUGAAACGGACUACCGAUGAACAGGUAGCAGCAUUCCCGAUUGACGAGGAGGCAGUUACCUUUGGACGCGACCCGACGUGCAGUGUGCGUCUCUAUUACCCAGAGAUCAGUGCUCUGCAUGCAAAAAUUGUAUUUCAGGAGAGAAAGGCUUUUCUCGUCGUUCUUGGCGACGCAGGCCUCACCAUCGACGGCUGCCCCGUGCUCCCAUCCACCAACGCCUCACUUCCCACAACAAUUCCCGUCUCUAACAACUGCGAAAUCGAGAUACACAAGAAACGUUUCAUAUUCUCUUAUCCGCCCAAGCAGCUACGUUCUCCGCUAUACAACAUCGAUUCACCAGUCAAGCCUGAAAGUGGUGGCGGCGGACGGAGAAAAUUACGAAUGAGCAUGAUUCACAGCGCUCAAGUAUUCACCCCUCGUGGAAAACCCUCUUCAGAUCCACUUGCAAACCUCCGAAUUCUCCAGAGCCCACUCAAACAACUUGUGCCCUCCCCGCGCAAGCCCUCUGCGCUAAAGAACUCCCACAUCCCAGAACCAGAGGAAAUAGAAGAGGAAAUCGUGCUUGUGGAGUCUAAUACCCCACAUGUCGUACAGGAGGAUAGGGAUCUUGUUAUCCUCGAGCAUGUCGAUGUCCAAGCCCUUCCGCCCACCCCAUCUGUGCAAAGGCCAAGACCAAGUAUGAACAUGUACAAGACUCCGAACAAGCGUACUCGUUCCUCGUUGCAUCGUGCUGUACUUAUUCGCAGUGUACAUCGUGCCGUCAUGGCACGUGAAGAAGAGGAUGAAGAGAAAGAAGUCGAAGAGGUGAUUAAUGGUAACGACGAAGAAUUGAAUGACAAGCACGAAGGAAGUGCAGGGAUCGAGCAUGAGGAAUCUGACGAAGAUGGAAGUGGCGCAGACUCAGACACCGCUGAGGAACCUACUCCUCAACCAAGCACAUGGCGCCAAUCUCUCAAUGCCGUGCGUGCACGCGUUGUAUGGCCUUUCCGCUCGAGUUCCACUGCGCCCGAAGAAAACGAUGAUGACGAUGACGAGCAAGAUGAGGAUGAGGACGAGGAUGCACAGCCCCCGCCCCCAUCCUCCUCCCCACCUCCUACUUACAUGGCACCCCAAGCCCAACCACACCUUACACCUGCAAGAGCCGCACGACCUCUGGGCUCAUUUAUGACGCCCCAAGUAUCGCACCUACAAUCAGGCAUCAACACUGGAAUUGGCCGCGGUGCGGGACGCAACUCUUUUGGUGGAGCGUUGCGCAGAGUACGCGUCGAGCCGAAGUGGCGCAUUGGAGAUAUUGAGGUGCGAGGUGUGGAGGAGGUGAAGGAAGAGGAGAAGGAAGGGACAGGAUUUGGGAGGACGCGGGUGAGUGAGGAGGAGAGGAAGGUGAGUACAUGCGUUUGCUUUUACUUUUCUAGAAGUUGGGAAAUGGCACGGAGGGCGCAGUUUGAGUUUCAUUUGGAGUGGCCCCUCUAUGAGCUCGGAUUGUUGUGA